AACAAUGCUAAUAAUAAAAAGAGUGAAUAUGGUCCAGCAAAUAAGGCUUAAAGGUUAUCUAAUAAACAUGACAAGCAAAUGAAAGUGAGAGAGUGAGAGAGGGAGAAAUAAGAGAGGGAGGGGUGGAGCUCAUGCAGACAAAGAGACAGAGAUUAAAAUGAGACAGAUGGAGAGAGAGUGGACAGGUUGAGUGAGAGGACAGAAGGCGCGUGAGCGUGUGAAUGUGUUUUUGAAUGAAAGCGUCAGGGUCGCACAGUUCUAUCUCCAUCAUCAUCAUCAUCAUCAUCAUCAUCAUCAUCACCGGCAUCUGAACGGCAGGAAUAGGAGGAGGAGAGAAGGAAGGAGGGAGGAGGCACUUUUCUGAGCUUUUGAAGAUGAUCUACAGUGUCUAACUGUACACCAGCGAGGUGAGAAAGUGGCUGAGGAGAACGUGAGGACCAAUUCACUCUCGCUGUGAGAUAAACAUGUCAGCGUGUUGAAACACUGAAGAUGGACAGAACAGAUGAUGAGAUGGAACCUUGUGUGAAAGCAAGUAGAGUUGGGCGAGAGAGUGGUUUGGAGAACGCGUCCAGCGGCAGUUCCUCCGCCCUCCCUCUGCAGCUGAAGGCUAUGGUCCGAAUCCGGAGUAAGUAUCUGCGCCGAAUGCGUCCUGAACACGGCGCGAGCCCCUCCAGCCCAGAAACCUCCACCGCCACCCGGCCAGAGCGCUCCGCCAGCCCCCACCGCCGCAAGAGCCGCAGGAGAAUGUCUCGGGUGAUGUUCCCCAGCGACAGGAAGAAGUAUCUGCCAAAAAACAGAGACCGGAGUCAGGCCAAGGUCUUCCUCUUUCUCUUCCUCGUUGUCGUCUUCUUGCAGGUUUACAACGCCAUCGAGAACCUGGACGACCACGUGGAGAAGUACGACCUGGAUGGAUUGGAGCGAGCGCUGCACAGGGAGGUGUUUGGCCAGCAGGAGGCACUGGAGACAUUAAUGUACCACCUGAAUGACUACCUGUCCACCUAUGCCCACCAGCGCCCCCUAGCGCUGUCCCUGCACGGUGCGUCUGGAGUGGGCAAAAGCCACCUGGGACGCCUGCUGGCACGACAUUUUCGUUCUGUGGUGGGCAAUGAUCUGGUGGUGCAGUACUUCACCAUGCACCACUGCCCCCUACAGGAGAGUCCGGAGAACUGCACCUCGAAGCUCAUCCGCCGCGUUACCAAAGUCGUGACCCGAGCCGAGGAGGAGGAGCGAAUCCCGCUCUUUGUCCUGGACGAGGUGGAGCUGAUGAGUCCGCCUUUGCUGGAUGGGCUGCGGACGCUAAUGCAGCCCAAGCAGACCAACGAGUUUCUGAACGUCAUCUACGUUCUCCUCAGCUCCCUGGGAGAAGCAGAGAUCACGGCUUACAAUUUGCAGAACGCCUCGGCCACCGGGGCAGAACAGCUGCUCAGGCAAACACUGGGGAAGCUCCACCCGCUGUGGGCGGAGCCGGGGGUGGAGCUUAUCCCGCUAGCCCUGCUGGAGCGGAGUCACGUGGUACAGUGCUUCCUGGAGGAAAUGACAGACGAAGGAUUUUACCCUGACCCCGCCCACGUGGAGAGACUGGCAGGGGAACUGGCCUAUCACAGGGCAGGAGGGAAAGAGUAUGCAAAGAGCGGCUGCAAACAGGUGGUGGCCAAAGUUAACCUACUGUGAAAGAGAGAGAGGGAGGCAAAGGGACGAGGGAGGACAUAAGCGGGUAUGUGCGGUACUAGCAAAUGUAGAAACACCAAAAGAGAACAGAGAGAGAGAGAGAGAGAGAGGGAGAGAGAGAGAAAGAAAGAAUGAGAGAGAGAGAGAGGUGGAGAGAGAGAUAGAGAGAGAGAGACCAUUAUGUCUCAGAAUUUUUUACCUCAGUAGGAAAUGUUUUUAAGUUUGAGUUAAGCCUCACAUUACAGGGUCUCUAUAAUGUAAAUUGAUGUUUCUUUGUUUAUUUUUUAAAUAAAACAGUUCAAUGUAGUACGUAAAGUUUCAAAACA
Molecule: messenger RNA, 1994 nt
Organism: Colossoma macropomum (tambaqui)
Lineage: Eukaryota; Metazoa; Chordata; Actinopteri; Characiformes; Serrasalmidae
Gene: tor4ab
Product: torsin family 4, member Ab
Exons: 4
Coding region: 490-1671 (393 amino acids)
Cellular component (GO): endoplasmic reticulum lumen; nuclear envelope
Molecular function (GO): ATP binding; ATP hydrolysis activity
Source: RefSeq, a predicted model, not a curated record